AUGAUCACUACCCAGAGUACAGUCCAGAACACGGCGUCCAAGCGACGGGAAUCGGUGCACAAGAAUGUGUACGACCACCUGGUGCUGAAGGUGCCCGAGGCGCCAGUCACGCCCCCACCGAGACUUAUAGACGCGCCGCUGCCGUGGAAGGCCACAGCGGGGCGCAUCGUGCCGGCGUCGCUGCGCAAGUACCUGCCGGAGAUCGACUUGAAGGUCACAGUGACCUGCCUGGUGUGGUACGUGACGUCGUCGGUCUCCAGCAACCUCAGCAAGGCGAUACUACACGAGUUUCCCCACCCUGUGGGGCUCACCGAGCUUCAGUUUCUGACCAACGGCCUCAUGUGUCUCGGGUUCCUCGUGUUGGUGAACUACCUUCAUCGGCCGUCGUGGAAGGCCACGUGGGUGUCGCAGAACAUGCGUAACUUCCCGGACGGUAUAUUGCCGCCGUACCUAAAUGGGAGCUUUUGCGAAUGUAUCCAGCAGCGCUUCCUGGUGGUUGACCGAAAGGCGGUUAUUGCAACACUGCCGAUGGGCAUGUUCCAGUUCAUGGGCCACUUCACCUCCUAUAAGGCAACGUCGCUGAUCCCCGUGUCGCUUGUGCAUUCCGUCAAGUCGCUGUCGCCCAUCGUGACGCUGUGCUGGUACCGUUUUGCCAAGAAGAAGCAGUUCCACCGCAUAACGUAUUGCACUAUGCUGCCCCUAGUGGCAGGCGUCAUUUUAAUUUCAUCGCCCAGCGGGGGUAGCAAAUCGGUAGGCGCUAGCGUCGAAGACCUUCGGCUGGUGUUGGGUUUGUUCUUCGCAGCCGUGUCCAUGGCUAUUUUUGUUUCGCAGAACCUCUUUGCCAAGUCGAUCCUGACAGUCAGAAAGCGUGAACUACUGCCGAGCCAGAAAAGCCUUGCGGGACUCGGAGGGGCGUCACCCUUCCAGUUGGAUAAGAUAACCAUCCUCUUCUACUGCUCCUGUAUCGGCUUCUUGCUCAUGCUGCCUGUCUUCCUCGUGGGCGAGGCGUUCGCCGCUUCUAGCGUAUUCGCGGACAUUUCGCUCCGCGUACUGUGCCUCAUGGGUGUAUACGGUUUCACCCACUUUCUACAGGCCAUGCUGGCGUUCCAGCUUAUCGGCAUGCUUUCUUCUGUCAACUAUUCUAUUGCCAGCAUCAUGAAGCGUGUUGUCGUGAUUGGCGUGGCGCUGACUUGGGAGUCGCAGCUGUCCGGCCGCCAGCUCCUAGGCUUGGUUAUGACUGUCAUCGGCCUUUAUGGGUACGACAAGUGGGGAAACAAAACACAGCCCCACCCGUCAUAA
Messenger RNA from Eremothecium gossypii ATCC 10895, 1299 nucleotides. It is a transcript of the gene SLY41, whose product is annotated as Sly41p. The transcript has a single exon. Gene Ontology annotation, molecular function: phosphoenolpyruvate transmembrane transporter activity; antiporter activity. Gene Ontology annotation, biological process: phosphoenolpyruvate transmembrane import into Golgi lumen. Gene Ontology annotation, cellular component: Golgi apparatus; endoplasmic reticulum. NCBI's taxonomy places the organism in Eukaryota, Fungi, Ascomycota, Saccharomycetes, Saccharomycetales, Saccharomycetaceae. The record is from RefSeq and is marked provisional. Bases 1 to 1299 code for a protein of 432 amino acids.